GAAGAUCCAUCCAUUACAGUGUUUACGGCCAAGAUGAAGAGAGAAAGCUCUGAAGCUGGGCAAGCAAUGGGCAAGAGCCACUACAUGUUCUGGGUAUUGACUGCCAUUAUCCUUUUAGCUGUUUGGUCAAUGUUCACUGGCUCCCUCACUCUCAAAUGGUCCGCCCCCAGCCUUUCCCGCUUCUCCCAUGAAUUGGAUUCUCAAACUCUCGACGAUCUCGAUGUGCUGGAAGUGGAGGAGAGGGAGAAGUUGGUGAAGCGCAUGUGGGAUGUCUACACGCAGACUAGUGCUGCAAGGUUACCUCGGUUUUGGUCAGAGGCUUUUCAAGCUGCUUACGAGCACUUGGUCAGUGAUGUUCCAGGCGUCCGAGACACUGCUGUUUCUGAAAUUGCUCAGAUGUCAUUGCGUUCUUUUGAUUUAAACAUCCUUCCUCUUCAAUCAGAGUCGGAGCUGAGUAGCAGAGGGUGAAGGAAAAUUAAGCAAGCAAAGAGCGGCGUGGGCAGCACACUCGGCAAUAAAGGAUGACAAGAGUCCUUAAUUUUUACAACUAGCUUGGAAACAACUAGAACUCGAUUGUUGUUCAGCUUAUGACAGCCUUCAACAAAGUAAAGCGUGUCACAAUUUAUGAAUUCGCUUGUCUUUCUCUAAAGCUUAUCUUCCAAAUGAAUAGAAAGCUGUUUCUAGGUUGGCAGGUUUGAAAUGUAAAGUUGUUCAGAGCGUAAACCUUACUGCUGAUUUUAUAUUAUUUUGUGUUGCAUCAAUGGAAUUUUUACCAAAAUAUAAAUUUGCUUUCGUA
Prosopis cineraria is the source of this 796-nucleotide messenger RNA. RefSeq lists its product as uncharacterized. The record is from RefSeq and is a predicted model, not a curated record. NCBI's taxonomy places the organism in Eukaryota, Viridiplantae, Streptophyta, Magnoliopsida, Fabales, Fabaceae. The transcript is spliced from 3 exons. Bases 34 to 468 code for a protein of 144 amino acids.